Messenger RNA from Oncorhynchus kisutch (coho salmon), 2715 nucleotides. RefSeq names its product threonine synthase-like 2 (gene thnsl2). The record is from RefSeq and is a predicted model, not a curated record. Gene Ontology annotation, molecular function: pyridoxal phosphate binding. Gene Ontology annotation, biological process: 2-oxobutyrate biosynthetic process; dephosphorylation. NCBI's taxonomy places the organism in Eukaryota, Metazoa, Chordata, Actinopteri, Salmoniformes, Salmonidae. The transcript has 9 exons. The coding region runs from base 119 to 1600 and encodes 493 amino acids.
UCUUUACUUCGAAAUUCGAACUCUGGUGUUGCACCAAUACAGUUCCCCGGGUCAUCUCGUAGCUACAGUACGCUACUUCGGAGCUAUUUCUUCUUAUAGCAAGCGGACGGUGUCAGAUAUGCAGUACUGCAGCACGCGUGGCGGUGUCCAGGGUUGGGACUUUCAGGAUGUUUUGUUAUCGGGAUAUGCACCAGACGGGGGGAUGUUCAUGCCUGAGACCCUCCCCACCCUGACCCCUGAUACCCUGAGGUCCUGGAGCUCCCUGUCCUACCCACAGCUAGUGACAGAGGUCUGCUCCCUGUUCAUCCCUAUAGAGCUGAUCCCUCGAGCAGACCUAGACGGCCUGGUGAGUGUGGCCCUGUCUGGGUUCGCCGUGCCUGGGGUGGUGAGCUUGGCCAGGCUGAAGGGUGGGCUGUGUGUGCUGGAACUCUUCCACGGUGAGACCCUGGCCUUCAAGGACCUGGCAAUGACCUGCACCGUGCGCUUCCUCGACUACUUCCUGCGCAAGGAAAGCCGGCGCGCCAUCGUAUUAGUGGGCACAUCUGGGGACACGGGUGGUUCAGCCAUCCAAAGUGCGAGAGGCCUUGGUGGGGUAGACGUGGUAGUGGUGUACCCCCGGGGCCGCAUAACUCUUGUGCAGGAGAAACAGAUGAUCACCUGCCUGGAGGACAAUAUCCAUGUGUUUGCAGCGGAUGGCAGUUCUGAUGACAUCGACGUGCCCAUCCGUCGACUGUUUUCAGACCAGGAGCUGGUGAAACAACACAGCCUGAUGAGUCUCAACUCAGUCAACUGGUCUCGUGUCAUGGUGCAGCUGGCACACUUCAUUUAUGCCUACCUGCAUGUGAGUGGGCUGGAGCAGGCAGAGACGGGGGCACCCCUACCCGCCUUGGAGAUGGUAGUGCCCACAGGGGGGGCGGGGAAUAUCGCCGCCGGCUGCAUUGUGAAGCAGAUGGGGAUACCGCUGUGCCUCGUUGCCAUGACGAACGCUAAUGACAUAGUGCACAGGACUGUGCAGAGUGGGGACUUUUCCAUGGCAACCAAUGUCACGCAGACCAUGGCCCCGGCUAUAGACAUUCAGGACCCCUAUAACAUGGAGCGUGUGUUCUGGCUGCUGUCUGGUAGAGAUGGAGCCCUGGUAAAGGGCAUGAUGGAGGAGUUUCAGCACUCUCACAGACACACUCUGCCUGAAGCUCUCCACAAACAGUUGUCUCAGGUCCUCACAGCAGGUGCAGUAAGAGAUGAGGGGAUAGUGGAGACCAUGCAGAGAUGCUGGAAGGAGAACCAGUAUCUACUAUGUCCCCACACUGCAGUGGCUGUGUGGCAUCACUACCAUUAUCCCCCAACUGCAGGGGUCAACAGGUGUUGCAUAGCAACAGCCUCUCCGGCCAAGUUCCAGGCGGCGGUGCAGAAGGCAGGGCUGACCCUUGACCUCCCUGAGGCAGUGCGGGCUCUGGACAAGAUGUCCACUCGCUACCUGGCCCUGGAGCGGGGCCAAGACUGGGGCAAGGACUGGGAGUGCAUGCUGAAGCAACACAUCCAGGCUAUAGGCUCAGCCAGGCAACGUGGAGUGGCCUACUACUCAACUGUGGAGUGUAACUAGUUAUUUAAGAAAUUAGGCUUAUGGAUGCACACUGAUAAUUCAGAUGGAACUGUUAACUGGCAUUUGCCAUGGAUUAUCAUAAAUAACAAACACAUAUUAACUGAUGAGAUUGUUUUAUAAAGUGGAUAAUAGACAACUUACUGCUAAUACCAGCAAUAAUAUGCCCACAGUUAGAUGUUUUAUGUACUGUCUUGAAGAGAUCAGUUUUAUAUGAUCAGAUAUUGUUACAGUAUAAGAAGAUUUUUUAUUGUAUACGUUUGAUCAGAAUUCAGAUGAAAUGGUGUAAUUGCCAAAUGGUGUGUUUUGCAAUCAAACUUCUGCACAAUUUAUUGUCUGACCAUAAAAGUUGCAGAGGCAAUCAUGUGUGCAGGAGUAAUUACAGUAAAUGAUUAGAACGGAGCUAUGACGCCAGCAGCAUACCACCCUGCAUACCACUGCUGGCUUGCUUCUGAAGCUAAGCAGGGUUGCUCCUGGUCAGUCCCUGGAUGGUAGACCAGAUGCUGCUGAAAGUGGUGUUGGAGGGUCAGUAGGAGGCACUCUUUCCUCUGGUCUAAAAAAAAAUAUCCCAAUUCCCUGUGUAGGUUGCUGUCUUUCGGAUGGGAACUUAAACGGGUGUCCUGACUCUCUGAGGUCAUUAAAAGACCCCAUGGCACUUAUUGUAAGAGUAGGGGUGUCCUGGCUAAAUUCCCAAUCUGACCCUCAAACCAUCACGGUCACCUAAUAAUCCCCAGUUUUCAAUGGGCUCCUCUCCCCUGUAACUAUUCCCCAGGUCGUUGCUGCAAAUGAGAAUGUGUUCACAGUCAACUUACCUGGUAAAAUAACAGAUAAAUAAAAAUGAUUAGGUUUUUAUUCCCAUCACUACAUGUAAGAGAGACAGUGUGGUGGUGGGCAUGAUCCCUGUCAAUAUUGCCUUAAGAAAUUUCCUGUGUACCAUAGGCUUUAACAUUCACUUCAGAAGACAUAGGACUGUAGGUUUAUAUGGGUCACAUGGGUUUCUCUCACAAGCUGUCGGUUUGUAUCUUUGGAUAAGACCUUUUACAGCCCGAACUCCUGAUAUAUUGUACUGUCAGGCAGCUGAGAGGGACUUUGGUCUCAUAAAGAUGAUGUCAGAGGUU